Vicia villosa (hairy vetch) is the source of this 1093-nucleotide messenger RNA. Its product is annotated as reticulon-like protein B12. The transcript has 5 exons. Lineage: Eukaryota; Viridiplantae; Streptophyta; Magnoliopsida; Fabales; Fabaceae. Bases 149 to 778 code for a protein of 209 amino acids. The record is from RefSeq and is a predicted model, not a curated record.
ACAACAAUAAUAAGAGAAAAACUACAUAAAAAAAGAGGGAAGAAAACAAAACAAAAUUCUUAAAUUAAUAAAAAAAAACAUUCACUGUUUUUCUUCCUUCUCUUGCUUUUUAGCAACACUGAUCCUUUCUUCUUUUUCUUCCUCUAAAAUGGAUUCAUCUCAACGAUUAUUCAACAGAGAAAGAACUCUUCAUCAGAUCCUUGGAGGUGGUCAAGUUGCAGACUUGAUACUAUGGAGGAGGAAGAAUCAAACUGUGAUGAUAUUGUUGGUGACAUUAGCUGUAUUUGUUGUGUUUGAGAGAUCUGGUUAUACCCUUUUGUCUCUUGUUUCUAAUGUUCUUCUCCUUCUUGUUGUUAUUCUUUUUCUUUGGGCUAAAUCAGCUGCAAUUCUCAAUAGACCUGCUCCACCUCUACCACAAUUGCAUUUGUCAGAUGAAAUGACAAAUGAAAUCGCAGCUUUUAUCCAAACCAGAGUUAAUAAUCUGUUUUCAGUUUCUCAUGAUAUUGCCCUUGGUAAGGACUCAAGGCUGUUUCUCAAAGUAGCUGCUUACCUAUGGUUAAUUUCUGUUGUUGGCGGCUUCACUGAUUUUCUUACCUUGGCAUACACCAGUCUCUUUAUUCUUCUUACUUUACCUGCACUCUAUGAAAGAUAUGAAGAUUACAUUGAUAGAUUUGUUUUGAAGUGCUACAACAAAUUAUGCCAAUUGUAUAGGAAAAUAAAUGAGGAAUAUAUCAGCAGAGUCCAAUACUGGAUUCUGGAGAAGCAAAAGCUGAGCUGAGUUUGUAUUUUAUUUUCACAUUCAUUUUUGACACUUGCAGAGUUGGCAUCCACUGAAGAUAACUAUGGGGCUAGAAUUUUUGUAUGCUUAUUGGCACAACUCGCUGAGAAAGAUGGCUAGGAACAUGACAUAAUUUCUGUUCUGAAUCUGGUGGCAACUAUCUUAGCAUGGAAUAGGGACAACAAUCGGAAUUCAUGCUUCUUUGUAACAACUUUCAUGCCCAUCUUGAUUUUAGUUCUUAGCACUUUGAGUUCAGUGCAUGCCCAACAAUUAUUCUUUCUUACCCUUAACAAUUAUUCUCCUACCUCUACAAUU